Messenger RNA from Cololabis saira (Pacific saury), 3607 nucleotides. It is a transcript of the gene rbm12ba, whose product is annotated as RNA binding motif protein 12Ba. Lineage: Eukaryota; Metazoa; Chordata; Actinopteri; Beloniformes; Belonidae. Gene Ontology annotation, biological process: regulation of RNA splicing. The transcript has 2 exons. Gene Ontology annotation, molecular function: RNA binding. Gene Ontology annotation, cellular component: ribonucleoprotein complex; nucleoplasm. The coding region runs from base 86 to 1768 and encodes 560 amino acids. The record is from RefSeq and is a predicted model, not a curated record.
UAGAGACAUGACGCUCACAGAACAGACUUUGUAACUCGCACCUGUUGUCUCUUUAGUCUGACACCGUCGGGGGCUGCGUGGUAACAUGGCUCAGAUCCUGCGAAUGCAAGGCCUGGACGCGAAGGCGGGCACUGAAGACAUCCGGACUUUCUUCGGGGGAGAGCGCAUCCCCGACGGAGGGGUGUUCGUGGUCGGGGGGAGUCUCCGGGAGGCUUUCGUCGCCUUCAGCAGCGACGGAGAUGCACAACUCGCCAUGCGGAGAACCGGCUGUUCCCUCAAAGGGUCUAAAGUGAGCCUGCACACAAGCAGCAUGGACGAGCUGGAGGACAGACUGCAGCCACUGUUAAAGGGGAAGAAGUCCUCUCGACUGAGUGUUAGGAAACCUCAGCCACAUUCCCAUGACAACGUCGCAGGGUUAAAUGCAAGGCCUCGUGAUGACAAUCCUGCAAACCUCUCAUCUUCUCCGGCGUGGCCACAAGAUCCGGACACGGCGAAUCUCCCUCAGUCUAACCCGCAGCACGGUUCCCCCCCUGAUACUGGGAACUUGCAACAUCUGGAUUCCAGUUCUGCGUUCCUGCUGGGCAUCUGCACCGUCCUGCAGGGUCUCAGCUCAACCAAAGCUGAUGUUCCCAAGGCCGAGAGUGCAGCUGCCUUAUCUGAGGUGAUAACAGAACAAACCACAGAGUCAAGGCCAGGAUAUGCCAGGCUCUUUGGUCUGCCAGCCUCAACUACGAAAGAAGACAUCAGCCGCCUUUUCAAAGGGCUGUCAGUGCAGGAAGUUAUUGUAAAUGUCAAGUUAGGAGUUAAUUAUGGCUGCCUUGUGAAGUUUUCAAAAAAGGAAGAUGCACUCAAUGCUCUUAGCUUCAAUCAGCAGCCCCUGGGCUCAGGCCGCGUAGAGGUGCGUGCAGCUGAUGAGAAAAUGUGGAUCGGUAGUCUCCAGGAAUGUGAAGAUGCAUUCGAUGUUGGAGUGAGACUGAAAGAUAAGCAGCAUGCUCUAAAGGAAGUUGCAAACCACAGAAGCGAGUUCAAGAGGCGACCCGUCAAUCAGUUUUCAUCCAAACCACCCAAAAGUCUAAAAACCAGUGAUGACUCAAAUACCUUGUUACCACCCACUACGGAGUAUGUUGUCGCAGUCAGCAAUCUACCAAAAUCUAUAACCAAGACUGAAAUAAAAGAAUUGUUUGGGUGUCCAAAAGUUCCACAUACAAAUGUACUCCAUCUGCUCGACAGACACGGCAAAACGACAGACACGUCUUUUCUGAUUUUCAAUUGCACCGAGGACUUUGAGUAUGCAAUGAACCUUUCUGGCUGCCACGUGGGGUCUGGGGCCAUUGUAGUCUCAUCAAUCACCAGGGAGAUCAUGAGAGAAAUGAUGGACAAAACAAAUCCCAAACAGCCAAGGACUAGUCUGAGAGACCCAAGAAAACAACGCGAGAGACAAGCUGGGCCAGGAGAGACGUCACAGAUACUACCAAGUAGGAACAUGGACCAGGAAACUCAGACGUGCUUGUUUGUAAGAAACAUUCCUGCAGAUGUUAAGAAAAGUCAAAUUAGGGGCUUGUUCUCUAAUUACAAGGUGGAGAUGGGUGAUAUUAUUUUACUAAAGAACAGUGACGGGAAUGGCACCGGCGAGGCUGUGGUCAAGUUUGAAUCAGAAAAGCUUGCUGCUCUGGCCCAUAGGAUGCAUGGUAAAUACUUCCUGGGAGCAAAAGUGAUUCUUACUCCCAUUAACAUGAAGCAGAUGGAUGAUAUUUUGGCAAAUGUCUGAGGAAGGUUAACCCCAAUUUGUAAGAACAGAUAACUCCCUCUUUUAAAUUUUACUUUUUGGUUGUAGUAAUGGUUCAGAAUCAGAGUUUAAGAUGAGCAUACGAGUCCGUUACAUUGUUGGAGAAGGAUGUUCUUGACUGUCAAUGGUUUACAUGCUGCAUAAACUUAGGGCCAGCAAAUCAGCCUCAACUAUUGAAUAGAGAUGUUUCAUAGCGCCAGUCCUAAUUUUUUUUUUUUGACAGCUCAAACUGACUGGACAAAAGAAGGUAAUGUGCUGUACAUCUGAAUUAUGUGGGAGCAAUCUUGUUCAUGUAUUACACGACCUGAAGGACACGUUUUAAAAAGAAAACACUUUUAUUGCUGUUGACUUCAAAAUUGAAUGGAUUUCACUGUUCACAUGUUUUUCACAAGUUUUAUUUGGCCUGGGAAAUAAAAAACAAAGAAACAAAAAACAAAACAAAAUCAACAAUAACCUGUUAAACAUGUCUGGACACAAAAAACUACCUGGUAGCAACACAGGAGAACUAUGCAUUAACAUCCCCUCCACCAGACACCUGGACAAAUAUGAAUGCUCUGUAUGUGGGACACAGAUGGUGCGAUAAGGAGAAAGUUGAUCUUGAUCAUCAUUUGUAAAACCUCUGUGGACCGUCAGAGUACCUGGGUGGACCUGCGGAUGAAGAAAAAUGUAUAUAUGUAUGUGAAAGCAGACAAAAAAAACACAACCUAACUCCAUACUACUUAUAUUUACAAUAAAUUUUUUCCUUCCUGAAUUACAAAAAAAAAAGUUUUUUUUAAAUUACACUUUAUGCAUUAAAUUGAUUUUUUUUCUAAUUUGCCUUCCUUUUUUUUUUAAAAAUAUAUUUUUAUCCCCCGAUUUUUCCCCUUUUUUUUUUUUUUCUUCUUCAUCACCCAGUGCUCCUAAGUAACAGUCCUGGGCAUUGCUCCCCUCUACAAACCCCGGGAGGGCCCUGCACAGAGCUCAGGUCUCCUCCUUAACCUGAGGAAUGAGCAGGAGGGAGGAGGGAGCUUUUCACCAGACAGGGUGAGGAUUCUCUGGCCGGACGUAGCGCGUGGAAGGAUCACGUUAUUCCGGCCGGAUCCUCCCCAUCUGGCGCCCCGGUUGGCCAGAGGGGGCAUGUAUAGCCCAGGACUGCUGCAUGUUUUUGUGAGAGUAGCUCACAUUAGCUACCCAAGGGAACACGGGGAGAACAUGCAAACUCCACACAGAAAGAUCCUUUCGCCAACCCCACCCAGGGUGUGGGUGCUGAAGUCAUGGGGGGACUAAUACGCACUUCAGCGCCCACAGCGUCCCCCUGGCGGGAAUCGAACCCAGUACCUUCUUGCUGUGAGACGGCUGCACUACCAGCUGCGACACCGUGCCCCCCAAAUUUGCCUUCCUUUGAUUCACAUAUUCAUUAUUCCCAACAUUGAAUUUCACUUCUUUUUUACCUUUUUGUGAAAGACUGUUUAGAAAAGUUCAUAAAGUUUAUUAUAGACUGUCAUAAAUAAAUACAAUUUUAAGUUUGACAAGAGUGCUUUUAUACCUGAGAGACUCUGGAAUCUGUCACUGCUGUUUCCCAGUCUUAGGUCUGGAGAAGGAAAAUUUGGGGAACUCAUUGGCAAACUGUUGAGACUUGGUCCCUUUGGAUGAAAAGUAAAUAAAUAUUAGACAUGAUAAUCUGAACUCGCUCAAAAUGUUGUUAUCUGACAAAUCAGAUAGCCAUGUUUUUUCUUUUAAAAAUAUUUCUUAACAUUUCAUUUUCCAAACAUCUAAUGAUUUUGUCUCAAGCAAGAUUUACUUGUAGUAGAAUAAAUUGAACAAGCUCCGUACCUUUGACAC